UGCAUCUCUUGCAUGUUCUCGCAUCUUCGAUUGGGAAGAGGGCCCAAGAGAGCUAGCUGUGAUGCCUAUAUAAACGUGGCAAGAUUAAACAAAUUGGCUUCACUUAUUCGAAUAUUUCACUGAGUGCAUCUUGAGAUUUACAACGUUUCAAAAUGCAUCGAUUUAAAAUUUUGACGUCAGUGAUAACAGUACUACUUGCAAAUUGUGCACUGGCUCAGCGAAAUGUGUACAAUCCAAACAGCCUCAACAAUGUCCCCAUUCUCAAGAACAAUUACGAUCUCAAUCCGGACGGCUCUUAUUUUUACGAAUAUCAAACUGGUAACAAUAUUCAAGCACAAGAACAAGGCUUUUUGAAGAACCCUGGUAAUGCACAAAGUGAAGCACAAGUAAUGCAAGGCUCAUUCUCGUACACUGGUGAUGAUGGCGCACAAUAUUCUAUCACAUAUACAGCGGAUGAAAAUGGCUUCAAUGCACAGGGUGCUCAUCUGCCUACUGCGCCACCAAUACCGGAAGAAAUCCAGAAAGCCUUGGCAUACAACGCUGCGCAUCCAGAGGAAGACGCUGAUGGCGUUGUACGCGGUGGAGGUCGUGGUUUCGGACGUUAAAACAAUGAUAUUCUAACCGAUGUACAUUUCACAACCGACUAAGUAGGCAAGGAAAGGAAAAGAACGCAGCAGCUGUAUCAUAAAUUAUUUUUGUAUAUUAAUAAAUUAAUUUGAAAAAAACUAAAAUUUGGUACUUAUAAUGUUUUAUCGAGCCGAAGUAGAAAGCAAACAUGUUAUAUUACAAUAUUCUGUGUAAUUCUGUGUAAUAUUAUUAUAAGUUGUAAAUUUAGUAAAUUAUUAAUAAGUUGUUAGUAUGUAAUGAUACAAUAAAUAAAUUUCGAAAGGGCAA
Dalotia coriaria is the source of this 894-nucleotide messenger RNA. Its product is annotated as endocuticle structural glycoprotein SgAbd-2-like. Lineage: Eukaryota; Metazoa; Arthropoda; Insecta; Coleoptera; Staphylinidae. Gene Ontology annotation, cellular component: chitin-based extracellular matrix. The transcript is spliced from 3 exons. Gene Ontology annotation, molecular function: structural constituent of chitin-based larval cuticle. The coding region runs from base 153 to 605 and encodes 150 amino acids. The record is from RefSeq and is a predicted model, not a curated record.